UUUUAAAUUUUUUGUCAUUGUUUUUGCGAUAAGGUCAUUUUCGAUAUCCGAAACUGGGUGCUUACAGGAGACGAAUACUACUCCCUAAUUUUGAAAGUGAAAAAACUCUGGGUGAAUGUUUCUUUAUAUACAUGGACUUUUGACUGCAUAGCUUGAAUACAAAUUGAAUAAGGACAAAAAGAAAAAUCACAUACACAUACUAAGCAUUUUGAUGAUCUUGAUGGACAAUGCACGAUUUUGAUCGUAAAUGACUCUAUCGCAAGACUUUACCGCUGGAAAUUUUUGAAACACGGCAUCCGCCAACUGGGUGGGUAAGGCUUAAUUUCUAUCUUGCAACUCAAGAAAUAUUAAUAGCCGUUAGUUGAAGAGUAGCAAACCCAAGAACAAACCCUCUUAAUUUACCAUGUGUGCCUCCUGGCAGCUGGGCGACUAUUAUUUCGAUACCCAACAAAACAUUCUUCCAAGCUGUGAGAUUGGAAUCAAGCAUACCCGAGAACCAGUAAAAGGCCUUCAAAUUAUAUACUCUUUCGACACGUGUUCGUCUUACAACUCUUGUGACCCCACACGCCGAUUAAAAAUUGAAUCACGUGAGGUCAAACAUUCAACAUAUAGAAAAAUAGUGAAAAUAAUGCCAAAAUCUCCUGAAUUUCCCUCCUCAUGCAGCGGCGCCACUUUGAUGCUUCGAAUCUUCCUUUUAUACUUCCCCUAUUUACAGAAGAACAAUUUAAAACAACAUUUAACACUAGCUCUUGUGUAAACAAAAACUCAAAAAUCAGGCAAAAAUCACCAGAACCGGAAAAACAAAAAUGACAGCCACAAGAAUCUCACGUUCUUUUAGGCCGAUGAGUCAUCUUCAUCCUCCCGGACCAAAUUCUUCUUCUGUUUCGGCGGUGAAAUGCAUUGCCAACAAGUCGCCGGGGUUGGGCGGAGAAAAGAUGCUUUCAGGAGAUCAUGACGAUAAAAAGAAACAGAAAGUAUCUGUAAAAGCAGCGGCGGCCAUUGCAGAGUGGUUGAUUACUUCAGAGCCAGUGGUUGUUGAUCGGACAUUAAUAGAUCUUGCUUCUUUGCUCGGAAUUGUAGGCAAUGCGCUAGUUAAGGUAUUGAGACCUGCUGUGAAACGAAGGCCGCAGAAAUUGCAGGUUCAGAUGCUCAUUGAAAAGACCAUAAUAGACUGCAGAUUCUUUACAUUAUUUGCGGUCGGAGGAUCCUUGCUUAGUUCAGUUUUAUGUUUCGCAGAGGGGUGUUUUUUGAUUAUAGAGUCAUAUAUUCAGUAUUUCAGUUCGUUAUCUCAUCAUUCAGAUCAAGGACAUAUAGUGCAAUUACUUAUAGAAGCCAUAGACAUGUUCUUGGUAGGAACAGCCAUGCUUCUUUUCGGGGUUGGGCUUUAUGCAAUCUUUGUGAAAUCAAAGAGUUCAAAAGAAAAUGGAAAAUGGCUGCCAGAAUCAAACUUAUUUGGGUUAUUCUCUCUAAAGAGUCUUCCAACAUGGGUGCAAGUGGAUUCAGUUUCGCAAGCCAAAUCAAGAAUUGGGCAUUCUGUAAUAAUGAUUCUUCAGGUGGGAUUGCUGGAGAAAUUCAAGAACGUAGCUCUUGUUACCAGUUUGGAUCUGGCUUGUUUCGCCGGAGCUGUCCUGGUUUCCUCAGCUUGUUUAUUCCUUCUCUCUAAACUUUCUGAUGGCAUGUAGAUAGCAAAUAGCUGCCGAGAAGAAAAUCAAAUAUUCUUUUGUUGGUCAUCAUACAUAAAAUGUAAUAUUCUUUUGUAAAUGUUGCAACUUGCGAUGCAGUCACUACAACUUUGAUCUGA
This is a messenger RNA of Mercurialis annua (annual mercury), 1801 nucleotides long. RefSeq lists its product as uncharacterized. The coding region runs from base 807 to 1682 and encodes 291 amino acids. The transcript is spliced from 5 exons. Lineage: Eukaryota; Viridiplantae; Streptophyta; Magnoliopsida; Malpighiales; Euphorbiaceae. The record is from RefSeq and is a predicted model, not a curated record.